This is a messenger RNA of Neurospora tetrasperma FGSC 2508, 1188 nucleotides long. RefSeq lists its product as uncharacterized. The record is from RefSeq and is a predicted model, not a curated record. Gene Ontology annotation, biological process: tricarboxylic acid cycle; mitochondrial electron transport, succinate to ubiquinone; mitochondrial respiratory chain complex II assembly. The coding region runs from base 65 to 721 and encodes 218 amino acids. NCBI's taxonomy places the organism in Eukaryota, Fungi, Ascomycota, Sordariomycetes, Sordariales, Sordariaceae. The transcript has 2 exons. Gene Ontology annotation, cellular component: mitochondrion.
UUUCGGCUACAACAAUCCGUCUUCAGUCAGUUCGCCAAAAGCACCUAGACAAAUCGUCGCAACAAUGGCUUCCUCUCUUCGCGCCCUCCGGCCCGCGGCCGCCACCUUUGCGCGCGCUGCCGCUGUGCGCCCCGCCUCUGUCGCCAGCAGAUACGUCAUUGCCUUUUCGCGAUCGGCCAGCAACGACAGCACAGAUAACCAGCAAAAGAAGGACCUCGACGUCGGCGAACUGCAAGGCGCCACCUUCAAGAUCGAGCCGCUCCGGAGAGUCGGCGAAGACCCCGCCACCAUGCGGGCGCGUCUUCUCUACCAAUCUCGCAAACGCGGCACACUCGAAUCCGACUUGAUCCUCUCCACUUUCGCCGCGUCCCACCUCGGCUCCAUGACGCCCGAACAACUCAAGCAAUACGAUCUGUUUCUUGACGAAAACGACUGGGACAUUUACUACUGGGCCACUCAAGAACCCCCCUUGCCCGGCCAGGAGAACCAACAUCUCCAAAACUCCGAGGAGGCUUUGUCAGAGAAGGAACAGUUGCCGCCUAACCCGCGCGCGGGCGAGUGGGCACAGACGGUCGGCACCUUUAAGCCGGCGUACCGCCCGGUCCCGGCUAGGUGGAAGGGCAGUGAGAUUUUGGAAUUGUUGAGGACGCAUGUCAAGGAGAGGGGGAUGGGCAGUAAGGGGGGGAUGGCGUUCAUGCCGAGGUUGGAGGAGUAUAAGUGAAAUCGGCAAAGAGAUGGAUGGGCCCAACCCAAGAUGUGAAACAUGGGAAAGGUGGAAAGCGAGAUGUGGGAGGCUCUUGGACGUGGGCGUGGACGUGACGAAACGGCCUAGUCAAAUGCCUGCGAGCUGAGUUAAGCUGAAGCCCGACUACAGAUGAGGAGGACGAGGAGGAGGAGGAGCAGAAGAAGGGGAGUGUACGAUAUUGUAUUUCGGUACAGUUGUGUACCACUAUAUGGGUCAACAAAAGAUGGACUACAGGUAGAUUCUGGAUACAAGGACGAGGCGAGCAUAUCAAGCGUGUGGGCUUUACCUAUGAGGCGUAGGGCGGGAUAUCUAUCUCCAUGGUUUGGGCGGAACGAGCUGGCCGCGCUCAGCUUUGCUUUCUCUUCGUCACUUCAUGGGCUCCGGUAGCAUACUAUACCAAAGCCAGUACGUAUUAACACAAUGUUAGAUGUCGAACUGGACCA